UCUCUCUCUCUCUCUCUCCCUCUCGUCUUUUUCCCUCUUGGUCAGAUGUCUAUGUGUUGCUCUCAUCUCUUGCCUCCAUUGCCAUAGCUGAGUAGCUCACAAUUUGGGCAUCAGGAAAAAAAUGGGGUUAUUUUGUCAUGGACAUCUCUUUGCAUUUCAUCUGAGCAAUCGAAUUGGUAUUGCAAAAGCAAGACUUUUGAUUCACAUCGAAUACUGCACUACCACCUCGCAGCAAUCAGAGACGUUCAAACAGGACGAUGACGAAACAGUGAGAGAAAUCUCCACCGUCCUCAGAAACCACAGCGACUGGCACUUCGUUCUCAACUCAACGGACCUCCCCAGGAAGCUGAACCCACAUGUGGUCCGAGCCGUUCUACAGCAGAACCACCAGGUUGGUGACCCAAAACGCCUCCUUAGUUUCUUCCUAUGGACCGAUACCCACCUGGGUUUUCCCCAAAAUUUGCAUUCCUUUUCGAUUCUUGCUGUUGUUCUGUGCAAUUCCAAGAUGUUUGAGCAGGCUAAUGCUGUGUUAGAUAGAAUGGUUAAGACCCGAAAACCAGUUUUCGAAGUUUUGGAUUGUGUUGUUAGUUGUUUUAGAGAUGGUGAGUGUGGUGGGUCUGAUGAGAUUGUUUUUGAGUAUCUGAUUAGAGCUUUUAAGGCGGCGGAGCGGUUGAAUGAGGCUGCUGAUGUUUUUCUGGGACUUAGGAAAGUUGGGAUUUUACCAAGAUUGGACUGCUGCAAUUCUCUGUUGAAUGAUUUGUUGAAGUAUAAUAGAAUGGAGUUGUUUUGGAAGGUGUAUGAUGGGAUGUUAGAGGCGAAAAUGAAACCUGAUUUUUACACUUAUUACAAUGUGAUCCAUGCGCAUUGUAGGGCAGGGAAUGCCGGGCAGGGAAAGAGGUUUCUGUUAGAGAUGGAGGAGAAGGGUGGUAAUCCAGAUUUAAGUACCUAUAAUGUGGUGAUUGGUGGUUUGUGUAGGGCUGGGGAUGUCGAUGAGGCCUUAGCGGUAAAGAAGUCUAUGGUGGAGAAGGGAUUGGUCCCGGAUAGGUAUACUUAUUCGGCACUUGUUGACGGGUUGUGCAGACAGAAGAGACCAGAAGAAACAAAAUUGAUUUUGAAAUACAUGUAUGAUAAAGGUUUGAGUCCUGACAGCACCUGCUACACUGCUUUGAUUGAUGGGUUGAUGAAAGAAGGUUACUUGGAAGAGGCUCUGAGGAUCAAAGAUGAGACAAUUGCUCGAGGCUUUAAGUUGUGCGAUGCCACAUGUAAUGCAAUUUUUGCUGGGAUGUGUAAAGUUGGUAGGAUGGAGAAGGCAGAAGUUCUCCUGAAUGAGAUGAAUGUUAUGGGCACUAGACCUAAUGCCCAGACAUACAAGUUUUUAAUUGACGGGUAUUGUCGAGAGAAAAAUAUGGUCAAGGCUUGUGAGUUACUUAAUGAGAUGAAGAAGAGGAACUUUGCACCCGGUGUGUUCACUUAUGGAGCGAUAAUCAAUGGGCUAAGCCGGCGUGGAGAUAUGGAAGGGGCUAAUCAACUUCUGAAGGAAAUGAUUACCAGAGGUUUGAAACCAGGUGCCGUUAUCUACACAACUGUAAUUAGAGGUUACGUCCAGGAAGGAAAAUUUGAAGAGGCAAUAAAAGUAUUAAAAGGAAUGACCAAAAAGGGAGUCAUGCCUGAUGCAUUUUGCUACAAUUCUCUUAUAAUUGGCCUCUGUAAAGCCAGGAAAAUGGAUGAAGCCAGGAUUUACUUCGUGGAAAUGGUUGACAGAGGAUUAAAGCCUAAUGCGUAUACUUAUGGGGCUUUUAUUCAUGGAUACUGUAAGGAGGGGCAAAUGCAACUUGCAAAUACGUAUUUCCAGGAGAUGUUGGGUUGCGGUAUAGCUCCUAAUGAUGUUAUCUAUACAGCCCUGAUUGAAGGGCACUGCAAAGACAGUAACUUAACAGAAGCAUAUUCUACGUUUAGAUGUAUGCUUGGACGAGGGGUGCUCCCAGAUAUCAAAACUUAUAGUGUCAUUAUUCAUGGUCUCUCAAAGAAUGGAAAAAUUCAAGAAGCAAUGGGGAUUUUCUCCGAGCUCCUUGGCAAGGAUCUGGUUCCAGAUGUUUUUACUUACAGCUCCCUCAUAUCGGGCUUUUGUAAGCAGGGAAAUGUGGAUAAGGCUUUCCAACUUCUUGAACAGAUGUGCCGGAGAGGCGUUGAUCCAAACAUUGUUACUUAUAAUGCCUUGAUUAAUGGAUUGUGUAAGUCAGGUGAUACUGAUAGAGCCAGAGAACUGUUUGAUGGAAUCUCCAGAAAGGGUUUGUCUCCUAAUGCUGUGACUUAUGCUACAAUGAUGGACGGAUAUAGCAAAUCCGGAAAAUUAACCGAGGCAUUUCAGUUAUUAGAUGAGAUGCUUCUACGUGGGAUCCCUACAGAUAGUUUCAUCUACUGCAUCCUAAUUGAUGGGUGCUGCAAGGCAGGUGACAUGGAGAGGGCCGUGUCCUUAUUUCGGGAUAUAGUGGGGAAGGGCAUUGCGGCCACUUCUCCUUUCAAUGCAUUGAUUGAUGGCUUCUGCAAAUUGGGGAGGAUGGUGGAAGCUAACCAGUUGUUGGAAGAUAUGGUGGAUAAGCAUGUGACCCCAAAUCAUGUCACCUACACGAUUCUGAUUGUUUCCCUCUGCAAAGAGGGGUUGAUGAGGGAAUCAGAACAGCUCUUUCUGGAAAUGCAGAAAAGGAAUCUGACGCCAAAUAUUUUAACAUAUACUUCACUUUUACACGGAUACAAUAGCACGGGAAGCAGAUAUAAGAUGUUUGCUCUUUUUGAUGAGAUGGUGGCGAGGGGACUCAAGCCUGAUGAAGUUACAUAUCGUAUGAUGGUUGAUGCUUAUUGCAAAGAAGGUGAUUUGGUAAAAUGUUUAAAGCUGGUGGAUGAAACUUUGGUCAAUGGUGCAAUCUCCAACAGUGCAGUGGUUGAUGCACUGACAAGUACUCUAUUCCGAAGGGAAGAAUUUUCUGAGAUAAUGAAGUCACUUGAUGAAAUGGUAGAACAUGGAUUUGUGCUCAGUCUUGCGACAUGCAGCACAUUAGUUCGUGGAUUUUACAAAUUAGAUGCGGAAAAAGCAGCAAGGAUUUUUGAGAGCAUGCUUAGGUUUGGAUGGGUUUCACAUUCCACCAGUUUAGAUGACUUAAUUCAUGAGGACCAAAGUGAGGUUAGCUCCGGAAUAUGUUGAAAGAAAGGAAAGAUGGCAAUCAGGGACAAGUCUAGUUGAUCGAGACAGAAUUUCUGGUUCUCUUCCUAUUCACUGCUCCCUCAACCAAAUUCAAAUGCUGGCCUGAGGGUGGAGUUUGCAAGUUGUGGUAUGGAAAAGCUCUUUUGCCAAUGCAGAGCUUUCUCAUUCUUAACCAGUGAUUGUGUUUCCUUAAAGCAAAAGGGUGGAUUCAAUGCCUAGAAAGACAUAUGUAAAGAGGACGGGAAAGGGACAAAAGUGGCAGGCUAUGAAGUAGUCUGUACACUCGAAGGUUGGUGUGGUGGGUUAAUCCAGAUGAUAUGAAGACAGGUGAUAAAAGCAAGACCAGGAAACAAUGCCGUGAGGUGGUCGUACAGGUAACAGACCUAAACUAAUGUGGUAACUAGCAAUUUUGCUCGUGAAAGAAGCAACUUGGUUUGCUGCUAUUUUCAUGCUGGAAGAUUUCUGCUUCUUCGUGCUCAUGUGUUUAGAACUUAGUUCUCUUAAUGAUGGCUGAUAUUAUGUAGCAAGCGCCCUUGUAUCGUUCAGAUGCAGGCAGAUUAGAUACAAAAUAAAAUAUUUUCGAGUCAAUGUAAAGAGGAUCUAUUUUGAACAUUCUACUUUCUUGUAUCUCAAGUCAGAUUAGAUAAACGACUAACUUACGUCUUA
Molecule: messenger RNA, 3865 nt
Organism: Malus domestica (apple)
Lineage: Eukaryota; Viridiplantae; Streptophyta; Magnoliopsida; Rosales; Rosaceae
Source: RefSeq, a predicted model, not a curated record